CUGGGUCAUCAGGCAUUGGAUCGUCUGGCAAGACUGCGGGCACCGAGUCAUCUGGCAAGACCGCGGGCACCAAGUCAUCUGGCAAGACCGCGGGCACCAAGUCAUCUGGCAAGACCGCGAGCUCUGAGUCAACCGGCCCGACAGCGGGCACAGCGGGCUCCGAGUCAACCGGCCCGACAGCGGGCUCCGAGUCAACUGGCAAGACCGCGGGCUCCGAGUCAUCUGGCAAGACCGCGGGCCCCGAGUCACCAGGCACAACAGCGGGCUCUGAGUCAACCGGCCCGACAGCGGGCUCUCGAGUCAACCGACAAGACAGCGGGCACCGAGUCGUCUGGCAGAACAGCGGGCAUCGAGUCAUCUGGCAAGACUGAGGGCACCGAGUCGUCUGGCAAGACUGCGGGCACUGAGUCAUCUGGCAAGACUGCGGGCACUGAGUCGUCUGGCAAGACAGCGGGCUCCGAGUCAUCUGGCAAGACGGCGGGCUCCGAGUCAUCUGGCAAGACAGCGGGCAUCGAGUCAUCUGGCAUCAGGCUGAAUUGAGACAUCAGGCUGAAUUGAGACAUCAGGCUGAAUUGUGGGCGCCGAGGCACCAGGC
Molecule: messenger RNA, 595 nt
Organism: Staurois parvus
Lineage: Eukaryota; Metazoa; Chordata; Amphibia; Anura; Ranidae
Source: the annotation of a GenBank genome assembly